AUGGCUAAGAAAGCUAAGGCUCGUCUGAUACACGUGCGGCUCAUCUCCAUGGCCAUGACGGGGUUCUUUUACACCUUCAAGCGCCCCAGAACCUCCCCCAUGAUGGGCAUGCUGAAAUACGACCCAAUCGUGCGCAAGAAGGUCCUAUUCCUCGAGACUAAAAAGAGAACGAAAUGA
Molecule: messenger RNA, 177 nt
Organism: Ilyonectria robusta
Lineage: Eukaryota; Fungi; Ascomycota; Sordariomycetes; Hypocreales; Nectriaceae
Exons: 3
Coding region: 1-177 (58 amino acids)
Biological process (GO): translation
Cellular component (GO): mitochondrion; ribosome
Molecular function (GO): structural constituent of ribosome
Source: RefSeq, a predicted model, not a curated record